CGCAGCCUAAGGCUCGGCCACCUCUCGGUGACGCCACAGGCCUCGCGACCCUCUCGGCUCGCCGGCCGCGCGCCCCACUGCGGGGACAGGGAUGGCGCGGGACUGACGGUCACCUCCCCCCCCCCGGGAUUCCUCCGCCCCUCCCGGGGCUCGCGGGACCGCGGCACCGCCCCGACCUGCAUGCGGGCCGGGCCCUCGCAGCCUGAGGCCCUCGGCGUCCCCGAGGCGGUGCCCUGCCGCGCCAGAGGACGACGGCGACGGCGAGGAGGAGGAGGAGGAGGAGGAGCCGGCUGCCCGCGCGCUGGGGCCAGGGAGCACGGGCUCCCCGGAGGGAGCUUGGGGCGUCCCGGCCCCGGAGGAGGGACCCGGAAGCAGAAGCGCAGCCGCGAGUGGAGGCGAGCCGCUGCCCGCGCUGCCCGGCGCUGGCUGGGGGUCCCGGCGGCUGGAUGGGCGGCGGCGGCGCGGGCCGCGGGCGGCGAUGGGCGAGGAGCAGAGCACGGUGAGCGGCGGCGGUGGGCCCUGGGAGGCGCGGGUCCCUGCCGGGGGCUCAGCGGGCCAGCCCGAGUCCCCCAGGCCGCGAGGGGACCGCGCCGGGGCUCCCGGGCCGCGCGCCGCCGCCACCUCCGCCUCCUCCUCGGAGGCGAGCAGCGGCGGCUGCGGAAGAGACCCGGACUGUGUGGACGCGAGCGCCCGGGAGCCUGCGAGCAAUCGGGCCACGGCGGGGCAGCCCGCGGGACUGCCACUCACCGGGCCCCUCGACCCCCAGAGUUUGGAACUGCAGCUGGAGCGCGAGGCGGAGGGAGCGGGGCCAAGGGAGGCGACCCCCGGUCAGCAGCCCCACGACGAGCUGCUCCUGGACGUGCUUGCCCAGCGACACCCGCCCCCCGCCAAGCCGCAAGUCUUCUGCUCCGUCUACUGCGUGGAGAGCGACCUGCCCGAGGCCCCCACCGCCGAGUCAUUGUCGCCGCCAGAGUCCCCACCUCGAGCACCGCCGAGGCCGAUUCCCGCCAGCCCGCCGCCCUCCUUCCCCAGUUCUCCGUUGUCGCUCCCGGCUGACCCCCUCUCCCCCGACGGCGGCAGCAUCGAGCUGGAGUUCUACCUGGCUCCGGAGCCCUUCUCCGUGCCUGGCCUAUUAGGAGCUCCACCCUACUCUGGCCUGGGCGGGGUAGGGGACCCCUAUGCGCCCCUCAUGGUGCUGAUGUGCCGGGUGUGCCUGGAAGACAAGCCCAUCAAGCCCCUGCCCUGCUGCAAGAAGGCGGUGUGCGAGGAGUGCCUCAAAAUCUACCUGAGCGCCCAGGUACAGCUUGGCCAAGUAGAAAUCAAAUGCCCAAUCACGGAGUGUUUCGAAUUCCUGGAGGAAACUACUGUCGUCUACAACUUGACCCAUGAAGACUCCAUCAAGUAUAAGUACUUUUUGGAACUUGGCCGAAUUGACUCCAGCACCAAGCCGUGUCCUCAGUGCAAACACUUCACAACCUUUAAGAAAAAAGGACAUAUCCCCACACCUUCCAGAUCAGAAAGCAGAUACAAAAUCCAGUGUCCCACUUGCCAAUUCAUCUGGUGUUUUAAGUGCCACGCUCCUUGGCAUGAAGGUGUUAACUGCAAGGAGUACAAAAAAGGAGACAAGUUAUUGCGUCACUGGGCCAGCGAAAUUGAGCACGGGCAGAGAAAUGCCCAGAAGUGUCCAAAGUGCAAGAUCCAUAUCCAGAGAACGGAAGGAUGUGACCAUAUGACUUGUUCACAGUGUAACACUAAUUUCUGUUAUCGAUGUGGAGAGAGAUACCGCCAGCUCCGGUUUUUUGGAGACCACACAUCAAACCUCAGUAUAUUUGGAUGCAAAUAUCGCUACCUCCCAGAGAGACCUCAUUUAAGAAGAUUAGUUCGAGGGUCAGUCUGUGCUGGAAAGCUCUUCAUUGCGCCUCUCAUCCUGGUUUUGGGAUUGGCACUAGGGGCCAUAGCAGUUGUAAUCGGUUUAUUUGUCUUUCCUAUAUAUUGCCUUUGUAAAAAACAGAGAAAGCGAUCACGGACAGGUAUGCACUGGUAAUCCACAGAGGAUUUCACAUGACAUCAGCCGGUACCAGGGGGAGCUGUGCAGGAUGGUCCACCGUCUGUGAGUCGGAUCCUUGAGAACACCUAGAGGAACUUCUGCCGUCUGUCUCCUGUGGUUCUCUGCAGGCCACAGUGCCUCUAGCUACGGUGCACUCCCAACAUGGUAUCCUGUCCUUUCCCUAAACAAAUUGCUGCUUUUUAAAAUAUGGUCACUUUCGUUAAUUAUAGACAUUUGUAUAGUAACUCUGACCUUUGUGGUUCUUGGAAGAAGAUAUUUUGAGAACAGGGUAUCCUCAGAUGUGUUUUGAGGGCACCUCACAAGAGUGUGAUUUGGACUGUCUGAACCCUGUGCUUCCCUCCAGGCUGUCUGUGAGACUUGGUUUGCAUAGCUUGACGUCCUGUCUGUCUCAACAAAGCCACUUUGCAGAAGAUAAAUCACCAAGUGCACCUGUUGUCAUCUGUAACCCAAGUGGUAUCAUUCUUUCGUUCGUUGGAUACUGUAUUUGCUUUAAAAAAAAAAAUCUCGGUACCCAGAAGGGACUUAAUGAAACUAAAUUAAUGAGAAGAACCGUGAGUUACUGGUGCGUAUGUGUAAGGAUGUGAAUGUGUGUAUAUAAACACGUAUUAAACCAGGCUCCAUAACCAUGUGCUUGUCCAUUUCCAUGUCUGUCUUCAGAGAACCAUUCAGCUGUGAUGGUUCCUUUUGUGGGCCUAACUUGGUAGUGUACUGAAUUAAAGCCAGUGUCAACAACAGGUUAUUUC
Molecule: messenger RNA, 2811 nt
Organism: Arvicola amphibius (Eurasian water vole)
Lineage: Eukaryota; Metazoa; Chordata; Mammalia; Rodentia; Cricetidae
Gene: Rnf217
Product: ring finger protein 217
Exons: 6
Coding region: 479-2044 (521 amino acids)
Biological process (GO): positive regulation of proteasomal ubiquitin-dependent protein catabolic process; protein polyubiquitination; ubiquitin-dependent protein catabolic process
Cellular component (GO): cytoplasm; ubiquitin ligase complex
Molecular function (GO): ubiquitin conjugating enzyme binding; ubiquitin protein ligase activity; zinc ion binding
Source: RefSeq, a predicted model, not a curated record